Molecule: messenger RNA, 1059 nt
Organism: Scedosporium apiospermum
Lineage: Eukaryota; Fungi; Ascomycota; Sordariomycetes; Microascales; Microascaceae
Exons: 3
Coding region: 1-1059 (352 amino acids)
Source: RefSeq, a predicted model, not a curated record
AUGCCUCAAUCCGAGGGAAGUUCGCCAACCCACACCCGGGCGAAUUCCAACGCCUCGACCGCCCACGCUCCCAAGCGCGCAAAACUCCCCGUCCUCGCCCGAAUCUGCGACGACAUCCGCGCCUCCAUCCUCGGUUACAGACCCCCCGGGCCCUGGCCCCACCUCACCGAGCUCUCUAGCCUCAUAGCGGCCUUCCUACAAGACGAGGAGACGCCCUCCAUGCACGUCAACUUCGAGACCAUCAAGGCGUGCCGUCUUGACAAGCUCCUCGAGGAUAUCUUAGAUCCUAAACAUCAUCCGCCGAGGCCGCCCGAGGAGCUACGCGAGCUUGUGGCUAAUGCCGAGCGCUUGCAGACGGCGUGGACGGGGAGGUUUGGGGAGGAAUAUUCUUCCAUUGACGAGAUGAGGGGUAACGAGCUUGUUCAGGCGGGGCAGUUGAGGGAUCUGUAUUUUAGUAUUCAGGAUGGGAAGCCUGGGUGGAGGAUACGGAGGUUCAGGAGGCCGUCUGAGGAGCUUACCACCACAGCCUUUGAACCAGGACAAUGGUUCGUCAACAUGGCGAGCGCUUAUCGCAACGGCAUGGCCGGCGACUCCAUGGAGACUCUGUCCAAGAAUGGCAUGAAGGUCCUACCCCUUCUUUGGGGCAGGGAAGAACGAAACGACCGGGAGACGACGAGAUAUACUCGAGACGGAGGCGCAUCAGAGAUGGUCCACUCUCUGCUCUCCCAUGUGGGCCAGCGGAUACAUAUUCUCCGGGGCCACAAGCUCCGCAGUCCUUAUGCCCCAGAAGCUGGCGUCCGCUACGACGGAAUAUACAUCCUCCGCAGCUUCGGCCUCAAGCUUGAUCCCCUCACCGACACCUACCGCAUGACCCUCAUCAUCGAACAAGCCUCGGGCCAAGAGCGCGUAGAAGCUUUCCAGGCCAUACCUCGACCUUCACAGCUCGACGACUGGCGGCUGUAUGAGAGGAUAGAGGAGGCCGAGAUUCAGCGGGUGGGUAAAGAUGGUUUUGAAACGUGGCGGGAAAUGCAGAAGGAGGAGGAUCGCGUUGCCUUCUAG